Molecule: messenger RNA, 201 nt
Organism: Clunio marinus
Lineage: Eukaryota; Metazoa; Arthropoda; Insecta; Diptera; Chironomidae
Source: the annotation of a GenBank genome assembly
AUGGAAGAAAAAUUAAAUCUCCAUCGACAGCCUAAACAUCAAAAAUUUUCACUCUGGCAUCAAGUUAAAAGGGAAACAAAUAUUAGGCAAACAAAUCAUAAAUUUGCUACACAGUCGUCGACUGUUAGUUGGACAACUCAUGAAUUAGGAAAUCUAUCGAUUCCUGGAAAAUUCACAUGGAAAACCCCAAAUAAUUUAUGA